Molecule: messenger RNA, 10585 nt
Organism: Anopheles nili
Lineage: Eukaryota; Metazoa; Arthropoda; Insecta; Diptera; Culicidae
Exons: 1
Coding region: 1-10350 (3449 amino acids)
Biological process (GO): protein targeting; protein import
Cellular component (GO): membrane
Molecular function (GO): ATP binding; ABC-type protein transporter activity
Source: RefSeq, a predicted model, not a curated record
AUGGCUCACUCGAGUGAUGUUACAAUAAGUGAAAAACUCGAAGAUAAUCGUGCUAUUAUCGAAAUUGUCGGCAAAGAGAUCACUGUGAGCAAGAUAUUAUCCCGCAUUGAACAAAUACUUUCUACCAAAUCUGCGAUCGUAGAAGUUCGGUUCGUUGCUGGACUUGUUCUUAAUAUAGAUGCAAACCUCGUGAAUGAUCAUUGGCACGGGCGCAAUAUUGUUGUACUUGCAAAUGAGAUCAUCAUUUCUGAUGCAUCGCGAUGGAAUGUAUCCGGUAAAGCGAAUGAUCACACGUACACGGCGAAUGCAGGCACGGCAACAGAGGGCCAUGGUUUGCCCGGCAAGGAUGGCCAUCGUGGAGAAAGUGGAGGCAACGUUUACAUACUUGCGAAUAAAAUAGACCAUCCGGAACGAUUAAUUGUCGUUUCGAAUGGAGGAAAAGGCAGCACAGGACAGAGCGGUGGAAACGGAGUCGCAGGAGUAGACGGUGUAGGCAUCUCGAAGGAGGAAUUUGUCACAAAGUUUCCACCUUGCGCCCGAAGCGUUCCCCAUUUGCGAUUUAAUAAUAUAUGUGAUACGGUUCAUAGAAUCGAGAGGCAAGCCAGCAACUUUGUAACAAAGUGGGCAGAACCAUCGUACAUGUACCAUUUCUUCAGCUUUUUUGUCAUGUUUGUACCACCGGAAGUGCACAACUACUUUUAUGAGGCAGACACACAUACUGGACACAAGAUAACGUUCUCACUUCAAGGAGCCUAUGUGAACACAAACUGUCAGUGUUUUUUGUUGUACAAAGGAUCACCGGGAACAUCCGGCAAACCUGGCGGAAAAUGUGGCUUGGGCGGACAGGGCGGUUUUCCGGGAGAUAUCGUCGUCGAGAGGCUGGAAACCGUUCAGCCGUUUGAUGUAAAAAAGGAGAGAAUCGAUGGCGCUGAUGGAGAAGAUGGAAGAGGUGGAUUGUACGGUCGACACGGGAAGCACGGUUGGGACAUGGGUUAUAUGGACUAUUCGUUUGGUGAUUGGCCCAAGUAUUUCGGGGAAGACAAGAAUAGCAAGCUUUCUGUGGAAUACUACGAAAAUAAUGGUUCAGACAGGGUGUAUUGUCCUUAUAUGUCUAAAAUACGCGACAAAUCUAUGUACGCUAAAAUAGUAGCAUCGCGACUUGAGCAUCCGGCCGUGAGUGAGUUUGAGGAGAGAAAUAACACAAAACCUAGCAGAGAGAGGGAACAUCAUGCAGUUGGAGUAAGGCAGAAAACCAUUUCGAAAAGAGUUAUGUUAGACACGUAUUCUGAGUACUUGAACCGAGCCAAGGCAGAAGUUGAGGCUCAACAAAGGGCUGUUCAAGUGGAAACUACGAUUGCGGAACAAAACCAACGUCCGAGCGAUGUUGCAAACACGAAAGAUGAACAGCAAAGCUCAACGCACCAGUUGAACAAGCAAAGCUCUCGACAAACCUCCUCACUAGGAAUGAAUUCCAGUACUAUGAAUGAAGGAUCAGUAGGACAAACGUUGAAUAAUGAAGCAAGUAUUGAAAUCCAGUAUCAAGCCAACAAAUCCGACGUCGAGUCUGAAGAGGAGGAUGAGCUUUUGCUAGAAAAUGAAGGUUUACAUGACAUAGAAGAUGUAGAAUCGGAAUAUCAAGCCCAAGAGCUUGUUAUUAGACGGGUUCGAAGAUUUACUCAAGACCUAAGCUGCGAUCGUCGAGAAGGCUUUGUUACGCUGAGCACUACCAGCGAAGUAAGCGAUCGUGAGGCCGAUGUUGAAGAUCGUUUGAAAAGCGGUAGUAUGAAUUUAAAUGAUUGGCUGAGACUUAAACAGAUUGUAGUUGAUCAAUCUAGUCUAAACCAGUUAGUCGUCAGUUUUGCCACAGUUAAAGCUCAUUUUAACAGCUCCUUCAGUGACGAAGAGAAGGAAAAGAUUGAGAUUAUACAACGAAUGCUGUUACAAAAACAUAAGUUAAUUGCUUUACAAAUCGCAGCGCAGCAGCAACCUUCCUACUACGAGAAUGUAAAAAGGUUUACAUUAACGUCUCGAACCGUUAGCAAAUAUCUAAAAAUAGAAAGCAACGAAGAGGUCGAUAAUGAGUCUGACGCUAGCAUCAGAGCACUGAAGAAAUGUCUACUAGAGAACGACUCAGACAUGCUGACGAACGUUACAAAAAUGAUAAAGGAAAAGUGUCAAAGCCAAGACGAGUGCUUCCAGCGCGCUAUAGAAACUUACAUACUAGAAUCAGGUGCCUCGGGAAGUAAAUAUGAAUGCGUAACAAAGUAUUACGAUGAAUUCGUUGCUUUUCUCAACACGAAGAUCGAUGGGAACGAAAUGCACGAGGUUUUGAAAACAAGGCGUUUGAAAGUUCUGCAUUUGUGGAUCGAACGCAUUGACAAUGAAUCAUUUGAAAAUGAGCUAAAGGAAAUGGUAAGAAGAUAUGAUCCUUCCAAUGCAUUGAUUGAGUCUAUAUCGAAUUUAAUAGAUACUCCAUACCAGUGGGAAAGCUGUGCUGCCAAUGCUCAGAUUCAGAAAACAUUUUAUGAGUACAUUCAGAAGGAAGGCAUAUUGUCAAAAAGCUUUCGAAGGUUGAUGUCACACGUGCUAGACGUAAAUGUGCAUGUGUACGGUACCAAUGAAGACAACGAGUAUAUUUUACAGGAAAACUACAGUGUGACGUCUAGCAAAGUUUCUCAUAUCCUUGCUCGGGACGGGGAAUUCUUUGCGAUGGAAAUCGAUGGCGAGUUUUUGCGCCUAGACGAAGAACGUUUGCACAAAGAUGGCUUAUAUGCGAGAAUUCUCCAUGAAAUUGAAACACUGGGAAGUAUCGAAGAGAUCAACGAGUAUUUAAAUCGAAACGAUUUCGAAAACCCAGCUUCGAUUGCAGCCAUGGUACAGGAAUUUGAUGAAAAGGUAGCUAUUGAACACAUUGCGGCCUUCUUUUCUGGAGACGAGCAUGAUGAAAUUAAACGUCGUCUGGAAAAUGUAACCUUCGAAUGUACCGGACAGUAUGGGAUAUUGCGGAUCAUCCAUGAGAGAUUUUCUUGCGAAGGCAAGCACUCAUCCUAUAAUGCGAUAUGUUUCAUCAUAAACUCCAUUCUGGGGCAUUUGGCUGCUGACAGACAGGAAAGACACACGUUUGCAUGGAUGUUAGCGGCCAAUGCUCAACGGAAUUGGGUGUGUGAAGCGAUCAUUCUUCUUUUGGAAAACCGCUUUAAGAGGCAGUUGCCCGAAAACAUAAAAUGGCGCGAGCUUAUGACGGCAAUUUCAAACAAGGAUGUGUUACUUCCGUUUGCCGCCUUGCUCGAGUCGAGUGAUUGCUUUAUCGAGUGCGUUGGAGAAACCUUGCAUCUCCUGAGCAGUGUUCCAAUCGAACAGCUCUAUUUCGAUGGGUUGAAGUUGUCGGAGUGGCCUUACAUGCUUAAGGAACACUACUGGUGCUGUAAACUCAAGGAGCUGGUAGGCUCAGAAGAUCAUGAGAGCUUAUCAUCAUCCUCUUACUAUUUUCUGACCAUCGAGAACACGUUUGGUAAAGAUUAUGCAGAAAAGAUACUGGAAAAAUUGACAGGCCAGCGGAACGUACUUACCGCCGAUGUUCUGAGUACUAUUUUGGGUAAUUUUCAUGCUCAGAAGUGGAUUUUGUGUGAAGACGACAUAAAUGCCCUAGAACAACGCAGUUUAGAUGAGUGGAUAUCAGCAAUGGAGGAAAAGUAUAAACCUAAUCUGAUGGAUCUUAACAUCACACAGCUGUCAACUUUAGUUACCAGUAAUGCAAAUACGUCGGACAAUGUUAAACAGCUUCUACCGGUUAUCGUAUUCUCCAUUCACCACGCAUCAACGAUAGCUUAUAUUGCUAGCUACAAAGAGAACGACAUCAGGGCAUGGGUUGAAGAGUUUAAUGUGCACAUCAGACACGCUGAGAUUUUAGCUGUAAUCGACAGAGCGAUAGAGCUGAAGAGAAGCUUUCGACUUCGUGACACACAACGGCUCACUGUGAUGGCAUUGUUUGAAAACAAGCGAAGUACGCUAGCCCAAGUAUCAACUGGCGAGGGAAAAUCGUUGAUCGUCGUUGCGGUAUCGAUUAUGAAGUGUCUUCUAGGACAGAAGGUUGACGUUAUUACCAGCUCGUCAGUGCUCGCGAAACGUGACGCAACGGUCAACAAGGAUAUUUACGGCUUGUUCGGUAUCAAAGUAUCACACAACAGCUUUGAGAAAGAGGAAACUCGAAAGGAAGUCUAUUCGAUGCAUCAAGUGGUGUACGGCGAUCUAUCGAGCUUUCAGCGGGACUAUCUGUCGGAUAGGUGCUACGGAAAAAAUAUGCUAGGGGACCGUGAUUUCUCAAACGCGAUCGUAGAUGAGGUGGACAGUAUGCUACUUGAUAAAGGAAAUAACAUUCUGUACUUAUCCCACGAAAUUGCGGGCAUGGAUAAGCUAGAGUCUGUGUAUGUUUUCAUUUGGCAAAUGAUAAAUAGACCGUCUGCACUGAACGAGAGCAUCCGUGUCGAAUCCAUCAAGGCUGCGGUGCUAGGAGAGAUAUUUGGAGUGAUCGCGAAGGAAGAUUUAAAACUGCUUGACUCAAAAUUGAACGACGAUCAGAUGACUAUGAUGUGGGACUAUCUGGUUAAAGCAGCAGUAAUUAAUCCACAAGGAAAGCUGUUAAUCGACACCUAUGAUCGCGCAUCAGUAGAGAAGCUAAUCCCAGCUGCCUGCUCGGAUUAUCGUGAUCGUCUCAGUUAUUUUAUCAACCAACGUGUGCGUCGCGAAAAGCAAAUCCAAAUUCCAAACUAUCUUAAAACGUUUGUGGAGCGGCAUCUAGACGCGUGGAUUGAUAGUGCCAUAAAUGCAUACUACAUGAAUCCAGAUCAAUAUUACGUAGUAGACGUAGAUAGAACAGGGACAACAGCGGAUCGUCAUGGCAACAUUAUAAUUAUCGACAGAGACACGGGAACCGAUCAGGCGUGUUCACAGUGGGAUGAAGGGCUGCAUCAAUUUCUACAGCUGAAACACGGCUGUAAGUUAUCGACACAAAGCUUGAAAGCGGUUUUCAUCUCUAAUGUUACGUAUUUUAAGAAGUAUAAACGAUUGUAUGGAUUGACGGGUACGUUAGGAUCGAAACGAGAGAGAAAUCUGCUAGAGGAAAUACACGAGGUAGACUUUGUUACUAUUCCCCCUGCGAAGUCGAAGCAGUUUGAUGCUUAUGAUCCCAUUAUUUGUUCCACAAGAGACACCUGGAUAGAAACCAUUCGUAUGGAGGUGGAUAAACUGAUCGAGAUCAAGAAACGAUCAGUUCUUCUCAUUUGUGAAACCUUGAUCGAUGUUGAAUCCUUGUACAUCGCUUUUGCAGGAAAGAACGUUCACAAGUAUGUGCGGGAUUAUGAGGAGUUUGAUGUCGCUCAAGGCGACAAAAAGUUGGAGCAGGGAAAGAUUAUCAUUGCUACGAAUCUCGCAGGUCGUGGUACGGACAUUCAAAUAUCGGACGAGCUCAAGAAAGCAGGAGGAUUGCAUGUUUGUCUCACCUAUCUACCGGCGAACAUUCGCAUAGAAGAUCAAGCUUUCGGACGGUCGGCAAGAAGUGGAGAUCAGGGCUCUGGACAGAUGAUCAUACUGAUCGAGGAUGGCAAGCUAUAUGGCAAGUCAAAAAUAUAUGAUCUUAAAAAGAAACGCGAUGAGAAUGAGUUGUAUCGCAUAUCGGAUAUCAAGGCAUACUACGAUACAACGAUCAAAACUGAAGAGCGCUGUUUUGAUGCAUUUAACACGAUGUACGGUAGUAAGCGAAGAAGUUUCAACAAUACUGCGGUACCUCAUGCGGUACAGGAGAUUCUUCUGCAAAGUUGCUUAGAUAAAUGGGCCUUUUGGUUGGACGAACAUAGCGGACUGAUGGGGAAAACAUCUGGAGAGCUGAAACAUGAGCUGGAUAAUUUAUUAUCGUCUCUGCAAAACUUACAUUCCGGGGAAUUUAUAAAUACCCAAGAUAAUUCGACGUAUCUAGAUGAAAAUUGUUGGCUAGCCUGGGUCCAAGAUAAUCCGUUGCAGAUAGGGGUAUUAGCGCAAUACCUCUCUAAGCAUGACCAGGUGGAUCUAAGAAGUUUAGGUGGACGAAACAUAGCGAUUCAUUGGUUCAGCAAGAUAAUAAAAGCCGAACCACACUUUAGUGAAGCUGCUCAUUACUACCGAGCGUUCGCGUUGUCGAAGAACAUUGAUUGGGAGAAGAAACAUCCAUCAGAAGAGGAAAAAACAAGAAUCAAAGAAUUUAAGAAUGAUCUACGGGAGGCGGAUAAGCUGUUCGAAAAGCACAGUCUCCUCGCAAGGCGAACCGCCGGAAUUAUCGGUCGUAUUGAGGAAAAUUCCUUUGUCACGGGCUACGUAGAGCAGAAACAAAGCAUCUGUGAUCUUUACGCAUUGUUUUCGCGUUCAAUACAGGACAUACUAGGGCAUGCCGUGCAUCCACAAUUGUUCAAAUACAAUGACAUUAAUCAAGAGAUGUCUAGGAUCAUUUUCAGGGAAUGUGUCGACAUGGGAAUAAUACGGAACGGAGAAGUACGAAAACCUAUUCCUGAAGCUGAGCUGCAAGCAGUUUGCCUUGAGCACAAGAUACCUGUUGAGUGUUUAAGCAAGUUUCUUUCCAAGCACGCAGGCACGAUCAGCGACGAGAGACAGUUCCAAACUGACAUGCAAACUUCUGUACCACUCCCGGGCAGAGAGGAGUUCUGGAGAUUGCUUGUAGAGGAAAACGUACUCACAGGUGUAGAGCAGUACGUCGUAGUGGAUGGUGAGAGAUUGGAGGCUAUAGAUCCAUCCCUAAAGGACUUCAUAGAUCGGAUGGUUGAAAGCAAAAAGCUGAGUAUUCGCACUAUCAAAUGUGGUACGGAUCAGAUUGCAUUGUAUCAUGAGCAAUUGUCACAACCGAACGCAAAUGGAACGAUCUUUAGCCUAGCAGACUUUACAAGCUGUGUUGGGAAGAGAAAUUAUGAAUUGUUAGUGAAACGAAAUGCACUUACGUUCAAUGAAACAGCACACGUAGAAAAAACCAAGCUGGCUAGCUGUAAACUUGCUUCUUUCGAUACUAUUUCUGCGUUGGAUAUUAUAGAAGUUGGGCAUAUAGCAAAAGCGGACGCGGAGCUAAUUUUGGUCGAAUUAGUCGAACAGCAAGUUCUGGAAAAGAUAAACGAGACAUAUCGGUUGAAAAACGGCCUUUUUGACCACCUGCUUCCAUCCUAUCCUGUGUAUGAAAGCGUCGUAAAGAACAUACUUCUGUCACGUUUCGCUUACAGGUUAGCGUUAACAAACCUUUCCCAACAGCUGGAUGAGGAAAAAUCAACACUUUGCAUUGGGUUAAAAAUUAACCCUCAUCGUUUGCUGUUUACGAGUUUGCUGGAGCAGAAAAUAAUAAAGCCACCGAUAGUGAUGUUACCUGAUGGUGGGAAAAAGUUAAAGGAAAAGCACAAGGAAAUACUUACCAGCGAACAGUGGCAAGAAAGAAUAGCAAGUGGGCUUGGAAUUUCUGCGAAGGAUAGUGAGAAACUUUUCCUCCAUUUAGUCCGGAAAAAAUGGUUUACUCUGUUAAACAAUCCGAAUGAGCUCUGUAUACUAAUUUACAGUAUCAACAGCAAAGUAUCAAGCCGCGAAGAAAUAGAAUUCCAACUACCAAUGACAGCUUCAGGUGGGCCCAUCGAACAGUACAACAUUGCAAGAAACAUAGCAAAGUUCUUCGAAAUGCAGCUGCUUCUACGCGAAGAUCGAGUAAUGCACCAUAUCAGCAGUGUGCUGAGAGACUCGAAAGCUUUCAUUAAAUCUUUGAAAGUCCCGAAAUGUAAGCUGACAUCGAUAUGCGUUUUUUACGACAACAGAACGUUAGGAAACGCAGCAGAAAUUCGUAUUUUCAUUCUGAAUGGCAUGGAGCACGUCGUGCAGCUGGAGGAAAAAAGAUGGACCACCGCUAUGCUUCUUAAUACCACGGGAGUAGUGUUGAUGGGAGUGGGCCAAAUCAUUGCCGGGGCAGUUAUUGAGGUGUAUUCGGCCGGUUUGAUGACGCACGUCGGUGCGGGAUGCAUCAGCGAAGGCGUAAAUGAUAUCUUGUACUCAAUAGGGCUGUUCAAAUCGGGCCACUUCAGCUGGGAGGAGUACGGUCAGCAGAAGAUCAAAAGCAUCGCCAUGUCGGUGGUUUGCGCUGGUGUUGGAAUGUGGGUUUCAAGGGGCACCAAGUUGUCUCGCAUCUCGUACAAAGCCGUCGGACCUGGGUUAGAGGUCGGAAAGUCGUUGGAGGAAGGUCAGAGAGUUGCGGAAAUGGCCGGAAACAAGAUGUUGGUGGCCAUAUCUGAGAAAGUGGUAUUUGAGCAGUCGGUGAAACGGGUCAUCAUUAAAACGUCCGAAGGUUUUGCAUACGGGCUGGCCAGCAUGGCCGUCGAUAAGCUCAUCGAAAGCCAACUGCAGACAGUGAUGGAUUCGAUAGCACGCAGCAUACUGUCGGGGAUAGAAAACGAAGUUUCGAAACAUGCCAUCUCCACAAAUCUAAGGCUUGCCUACGAAGCGCUGGGAGAGAAACAAGCAAAAACGCUGGUAAAUAAGCUGACAGAUCUGAUCCUGUCGCGAGAGAACUCGACGGAACAGUAUUUGUCUAUGAUUUGUUCGUUAACGAACAGCGUCAUGCAAGGGGUGGGAAACGCAUUGAAUAAAAUAGAAAAAUCUAAGAGCCCCAACACACUCAUCUCGCGAAUAAGCAAAACUUUAAAGUGGAUAGGUCAUAUGGAACAAAUUUACAAAAUAUAUUCCAUCACUGGAGCACUCUUGAAUUGCAUAAAUUUGGAAUUGAAGCAUGAGCUAGAAAAGCUUAAUAUUACAUCGCAGACCGAAGCACCCACGAGCGAUGGUCUACAAGAACGGGAAAGUUUCGAUUCCUUCCAGAGCGUGGUGGUAGAACGUUGGAAAUCGAUAUUAACUAAAAAUGUGGGACGAAUCUUGGCACAACAUUUCGUGAGUCCGGUUCUGAAACAAUACGCUUAUGGGGCAGUCGCUUUAAUGGGGCGAACUCUGAAAGAGUACUCGCGCUCGUUGAAGGAAGCAGAGUUGGAAAGAACAGCAAACACACUGAUACGCAAUAAGCAUGAACUGGAGGGGUUGGACAUGUCGGCAGCGUCCAAGCAACAGCUUACAGAACAGUACAACAAUGAGCUGUUAAAUGUGCAACGAAAAACGAGAAAUGCUGCACUUUUUGCGAAUAUAGUUGACGCUAAUGUUCCACUUGAUUUUACCUGUUUGAGCGUAUGCCCUCUUAUCAUUCAAAAUGUGCUUAUGUCUCAGGGAAUAGACAUACCAGGCGUUAAAAUUUCCGUGUCCGGUGACACAGGCGUUAGUCAACAGUUUUGCACGGGAACGGGUGGUCCCGAAAUCACUCUCCAGCUCAAGGGCAAUCACUUCACGCUGGGUGGCAGUGACUCGGAUAAUAACGUGCCGGGGAAUAACUGCAUGAUUGGAGCUCUGAUGGAAGCUAUUCCGCAGCUGAGAGCAUCAGGUUUAAGGGUGGAUGAGUUUAGGAGGUUGAUAUCAAACAGCAUUAGAACAGAUCCGGCCGUACAACACCACAUUCGUAACAGAUGGCACAAGCUUCCUAUACAGAUAUACAAUGCGUAUGGAGGCGCAAAAAGUGGGAAUCGUAAAGCCAAAGAUGGGACAAGAUCGCAGCAGAAAGGAGCUGGGAUAAAGGAGGAUACUUUCAAAAAACCUCGAUCUGCCCCGAAAAGGGUAAAUAACUACGAUGACGAUUCUUCGUCCAUAACCGACACAGACCACCGGGCUUCUGAUUAUCACUUGGACUCGCGCACUUUACAUCACACGGUGCGUUUCGCGGGAGAGCUGAAGAGAUUGUGUGCCGAGUACGGGCUCGAUAUCGACGAUGUGAUCAAACCGGGUGCCAGUGUGGUUAAGGAUAAAGGACACGGUCUCUCCGGUCCGGAACGCCAUAAGGCUCACGUUUUACGGUUUGAUGCAGAUCUCCUGUUUUUGAAGCAGUACCCAAAGCUGUACGAUCUGCUUACAGUCCAUGGCGGUCACACGCAGAAAGUUCCUAAGUUUGUAAACGAAUUUCAUAGGAUCGGUGGAGACAUCGAUGUGAUCCAGGUGAGUUGGAUAAAGAAGCUAGCGUGUUUAGACUUUUCAAAAGGGCUGGAUGACAAUAAUAGGGCGAUUUUAGAAGAGCAUAGACAAGAUGUGAUUGCUAUGUACGACAAACACAUCAAAUCUGAAAAUAAUAAGUACUCGAUAAAGCAGCAACGCGAAAUACAAAGCGCUAGAGAUAUGGCAGUUAAUACGUCGAUUGAGGAUCUUUACGAAAGAGGGUUGCGUGGAAACAAUCUUCUGUAUGACUAUGACUAAUGAUGAGUUCAACUCAGGCAAAAUUAUCUAGCAUGUUUAUUGAUGGGUAUGUUAUAUCAUACUUUGAUGAGGAGAUAAAGUUAACAAUGUGAUUAAUUUAAAAAGCAUCGUAUUAAUGAGCAUUUAUAAAUGAGCUAAUGAUGUUUUUGCUUCCUCAGAGGAGAGCACGCAUAUUACCGAAUAAACCUAACAAAAUGUAAACCUAGUCUGAGUCAUUCUUUCGGAACAUGGAAGA